Molecule: messenger RNA, 2965 nt
Organism: Paramecium pentaurelia
Lineage: Eukaryota; Ciliophora; Oligohymenophorea; Peniculida; Parameciidae
Source: the annotation of a GenBank genome assembly
UCAUGAGUCGUCCUUCAGCUUCAACUUCAAGUAGUAAUAGAAGUUCAAGAUCUAGAUAUGGAAAAGAAGUCAAAGAAUUACAAGAUGCCUUGAAUUAAAACAAAAUAGAGUCUAAAAGAGAUGCCAUCAGAAAAGUACUUUGAAUUAUAAUUCAUAGAUUAUUGAUGCUAUGACAAGAGGCAAAGAUGUUAGUAUGUUAUUUCCAGAUGUGGCAAAGAAUAUGGAAACAUCAAAUUUAGAAUUAAAAAAGUUAGUGUACUUGUACAUAAUCAAUUAUGCCAAAAUUAUGCCUGAUCUUGCUGUUAUGGCUGUCAAUAGUUUUCGUAAGGAUGCAAGAGAUAAGACAAAUCCAUUUCUUAGAGCUUUAGCUAUCAGAACAAUGGGAUGUAUCAGAGUAAAAUUGAUUACAGAAUAUUUAUUGGAUCCAUUAAAAGAAUCCAUCAAAGUAAUUUAUAUAUAUAUAUAUUAUAAGGAUGAAGAUUCCUAUGUAAGAAAGACAGCAGCUAUUUGCAUUUCUAAAUUAUAUGAUGUGUCACCUGAACUAAUUGAAGAAUAGGGUUUAUUAAAACUUCUUGAGAAUUUGUUGAAUGAUGGAAAUGCAAUGGUUGUUGCAAAUGCUGUUUGUGCAUUAUUGAUUGUAUAAGAAUCAAAAGGAACAACUAUGUUAUAAUUGAAUCCUUAUACAAUUUAAAAAAUAUUGACAGCUAUGAAUGAAUGCAAUGAAUGGGGUGUUAUAUAUUGUUUAGAUGCAUUGGCUAUGUAUAUUCCUGAAGAUGGAAAAGAAGCAGAAGCGUAAUUUAUAAUUUAUAUUUUAAGAAUAUUAGAAAGAGUUAGUCCUAGAUUAAAUCACAAUAAUCCUGGAGUAGUAUUAUCAGCAUGUAAAAUUAUGAUGAAAUUUUUGGAUUAUCUUUAAAAUCCAGAAACAAUAAGAUAAAAUGCUCUUAAAAUGACUGCACCAUUGAUUUCACUUUUAAGUUUAGGUAAAGAACCAGAAAUUUAAUAUGUUGCAUUAAAAAAUAUUAAUUUGAUUAUUCAAAAGAGACCAAUCAUCAUUGAAAAAGAUAUUAAAGUAUUCUUUUGUAAUUUUAAUGAUCCAAUAUAUAUCAAAUUAUAAAAAUUAGAAGUCUUAUCAAAAUUAGCUAAUAAUGAUAAUAUUCAAUAGAUUUUACAUGAAUUAAAAGAAUAUACUUAAGAAGUAGAUGUAGAAUUUGUAAGAAAAUCAGUUAGAACAAUUGGAAGAUGUGCUAUCAAAUUAGAAAAAGCAGCAGAAAAGUGUGUUACAGCUCUUUGGGAAUGUUUAAAAACUAAAGUUAAUUAUGUUGUUAUGGAAAGCAUAAUUGUUAUUAGAGAUAUAUUUAGAAAGUAUCCUAGAAAAUAUGAAAUGAUUCUUAAAGAUUUAUGUGAGAAUCUUAAGAGUCUUGAAGAUCCAGAAGCAAAAGCUUCUAUGAUUUGGAUUAUUGGAGAAUAUGUUGAUACUAUUGAAAAUGCUGAUUCUCUUUUAGCCAAUUUUAGUGAAAAGUAUUUCUGUUAUUUAUUAUAAGUUUUAAAGAUGAACCUGCAAAUGUAUAACAUUAAAUUUUAGUUGCUGUUAUGAAAUUAUUUUUAUAAAGACCUAAUGAUGGAAAAGAAUUAAUUCAUAAUCUAUUAAAAACAGCUACUAUUGAAUGUGAAAAUCCAGAUCUUAGAGAUAGAGCAUAUAUAUAUUGGAGAAUGUUAUCUACUGAUCCAGAAUUAGCUAAAAAAAUAGUUUUUACAGAAAGACCAACUAUUUCUGAUUCCAGUUAUACAAUUGAAAAUGAACUAUUAGAUAAAUUAAUAGAAAAUAUUGGAAAUUUAAGUUCUGUUUAUACUAAAAAACCUGAAAGUUUUGUUAAAAAAUUAAGAGAUGUAUUAAAUUCUAAAAUUGCUGAUAAAAUUGAUGAUGUUUAUGAUUAAGAUUAAUUAAUGGAAGGAAGACCUGAAGAUUAUAGUGAUUAAUAGGGAGGAUAAUCAACUGUUUAUGAAAAUAAUUAUGAUACAUCAUCAUAGAUUUAAUCUUAAAUUUAAUAAUCAUAAAUAUAAUAAGUUUCUUAAAAAAUUGAUUUAUUAGAAUUAGAUGAUAAUUAACCAUAAUAAUAAUAAUAAUAAUAAUAAUAAUAAUAAUAAUAAUAAUAACCAUAAAUAUAAACAUAAAUACCUACUUAAUCUAUUUAAAAUAUUAGAAUACCAUUUGCUGAAGUAUUAACUGCUAUUACUCCAGGUUCAUAAACAUAAAUUUAAGGAUUAUCAAUUGAAGCUGCAUUCCAAAAAAAUGGUGAUAAAAUUGUACUUGAUCUUAAAUUUACAAAUAAAACAUAAGAUAAAACAUUCUCAGAAUUUGGAAUCAAAUUUAAUAAAAAUCCAUUUAAAUUAUAACCUGAUACUAUUGAAAUAUCUUGUCAACCAGUAUUUCCAGGUUAAACAUAAAUUGCUUAAUUAUCCAUAAAUACAAAUGGUCCUGCCUUAGAAGAACCUCCAUAAAUGCCAUAUAAAAUUUAAGUUGCUUUAAAGACUAAUUUAGAUGUAUUCUAUUUCUUUAUUCCAAUGUCUUUAAGUGUUUUAUUUGUAAUAUAAUUACUUAUAAUUUUAGAGUAGCACUGCAAGUAUUACUUAAUAAAAAUUCAUUGAAUUGAGUCAAGCAUAAAAUCUAGCAAGAAAACAAGAAGUUCUUUAGAUUACAAUUGAUCCAUAGAGAGUACUAUAUUCAAAUUAUAAUGUUAGAUGAAAGAAAAAUUUGAACGCAAUUACUUUUUCUUAAUUGGAGCUAGAAAGGAUGAAAGAGGUGUUGAAUUACUAUCCUAUGCAGCUACAUUAGUUAAUGGAAUGCCAUUAUUAGUGAAUGUAAUCCAUACAUAAACUGCAAUCAAUUUACAACUAUAGGUUCCUCAUCCAACAUUAAUGCCAUUAUUAUAUUAAGCAAUAGGAUUUAUUUUAACAUUAAAUUGAU